Messenger RNA from Rotaria socialis, 1716 nucleotides. The record is from the annotation of a GenBank genome assembly. NCBI's taxonomy places the organism in Eukaryota, Metazoa, Rotifera, Eurotatoria, Philodinida, Philodinidae.
AUGCCGUUUUGGAAGAAAGAUCCUGUGAAAAAAGAAAUAUUUACUAAUGUUGCUGAAGGCUUACGACAAGUUUAUAAAUCCAAAUUAUUACCACUAGAAGAAGCAUAUCGAUUUCAUGAGUUUCAUUCACCACAACUCGAUGAUUGCGAUUUUUCAGCAAAACCUAUGGUGCUUCUUGUUGGACAGUAUUCAGUUGGUAAAACAACAUUUAUUCGUUAUUUACUAAAUGAAGAUUUUCCGGGUAUUCGCAUUGGACCAGAACCAACCACUGAUUCAUUUAUUGCUAUAAUGAAUAAUGAUCAUGCUGGUACAAUUCCUGGUAAUGCCCUUGUUGUGGAUCCAAGUAAACCGUUCCGACCCUUAUCGAAAUUUGGCAAUGCAUUUUUAAAUCGUUUUGUUUGCUCACAAUUGCGUAAUGAAGUUUUAGAAACUGUUACAUUUAUUGAUACACCAGGUAUAUUAUCUGGUGAAAAACAACGCGUUGAUCGUGGCUAUGAAUUUACGCAAGUACUUGAGUGGUUCGCCGAUCGUUGCGAUCGUAUAUUGCUUUUAUUUGAUGUUUCAUCACUUGAUAUAUCCGAUGAAUUAAAACGAGCUAUUGAAGUUUUACGACGUAAUGAUGACAAGAUACGUAUUGUACUUAAUAAAGCUGAUACCGUUGAUCAUCAAGCCCUAAUGAGAGUUUACGGAGCAUUAAUGUGGUCAUUAGGAAAAGUACUUGGAACACCGGAAGUUUGUCGAGUUUAUGUUGGGUCGUUUUGGUCGAAGCCUUUGCAAUUUGAUUCAAAUCGACGUUUAUUUGAAUUAGAAACAAAAGAUCUGUUUGAUGACUUAGAAUCAUUACCGAAAACUGCAACACUUCGAAAAUUAAAUGAUCUGAUAAAACGUGCACGUUUAGCUAAAGUGCACGCACUCAUUGUUAGCGAAUUAAGAGAAAGUAUGCCAAGUGUUUUUGGAAAAGAUUCGAAACGUAAAGAAUUAAUUAAUAAAUUGCAUCUUGUCUAUGAGAAAGUUCAACGCGAACAUAAUAUUCCUCUUGGUGAUUUUCCAAAAAUAGAUCGUAUGCAGGAGUCAUUGCGUAAUAUGCAGGAUUUUACAAAAUUUAAAAUAUUAGAUAAGAAACUACUCGAACGAGUUGAUAGAAUGCUUGCCGAAGAUGUACCGAAGUUGAUGAGUAUGAUACCACAAGAAGAGCAUGCCUUUUUACAAUUACAAUCGCAGACAACACAAAAUACAACAGCAGACAAAAGCACAAUAUUUAAUGAUCAACAAUCAACGCCAUUUGAAUUGGGUGGUGUCGAAGGUAUUAAUGCAGGUCUCGGUGAAACCGAUUGGAUUGUUACACGAUCAAGACAUGAAUAUGAUGAAGUUUUUACUCACCUUUCACCACAAAAUGGUAAAGUUACAGGAGCAGCAGCUAAACAAGAAAUGGUUAAAUCUAAACUUCCAAAUAAUGUACUUGGUCGUGUAUGGAAAUUGAGUGAUAUUGAUAAAGACGGUAUGCUUGACAUUGAUGAAUGGGCUCUAUCUCAACAUUUGAUUAAAAUUAAAUUAGACGGUCACGAAUUGCCAAAUAUAUUGCCUGAUCAUCUUGUGCCUCCAAGUAAACGUCAUUUAAUUUCUGCUUCAAGUUCAGCAGAGGGGAAUUCUAGUAUUUACCCAGCGAUUAACAGUGUUACUGGUGGUGGCGAACAAAAUACAAGCGGAGAUAGUUAA